AAACAGUCGGCCAGUGGGGGAAUAAACUGAUGAGCCUGCAUGCUGCAGCCGAAACUCCCUUUUCCUCGUCUCAUACCCCUCAAUUCCCGGCCGGAAGUGGACAAGUUCCUGACGCUAUGGCCAACACCCAGCUCAGUUUCGGGAGCUUCUUCACCAGCAACAAAACCAUCGAUGUCGGGCUAGAAGGCUACUGGGGCCCCGUCACGUCAACCCUCGACUGGUGUGAGGAGAACUACAUCGUCAACUACUACCUGGCAGAAUACUGGAACUCGCUUUCCAACCUAGUCUACAUAGUCCUGCCGCUGGUCGGCCUUCGGUCGUGCGUCGCUCUCGAAGCUGAGCCGCGGUACUACCUCAGCUAUGUAGCGCUGAUGCUUGUUGGCGUGGGCAGCUUCCUGUUUCAUGGGACGCUCACGUUUUUCACGCAACUGCUGGACGAAGUGCCGAUGAUGGCCGCGACGUGCAUAUUCCUCUACGCCCAUAUGCAAAUGUUCAACAAAAAGACCUCUUAUGCCGCCAUCACCGCUCUGGCGCUGACCUUCUUCGUCACCAGCGGCUCGUACAUCAUACUGAAGACACCCAUCGUCUUUCAAAUGAGCUUCAUUACUCUCGCUGCCCUGCAACUCGCCGUGGCAGUCAACAACAUUGGAAUAUUGCGUCUGACCGACAAGCCAGCGGCGAACACCGUUUCGAGGAUCGCGACCGCUAGCGUGACGGCGAUGGUCGUGGCAUUUGUGGUGUGGAAUCUGGAUCAGGCACAUUGUGGGACGUUGCAGGAGAAGCGAAGGGAGAUUGGGUACCCGUUCCGUGUGGGGUUGGAGUUGCAUGCGUUGUGGCAUCUGUUUUCUGGAUAUGGAGGCUAUGCGGCGGUCGUGGGGAGCCAAUACUGUAGACUGAAGGUGCUGGGCCGCUCGGACGUUCGGGUAGCUUUGCGGGGAUGGAUCUUACCGGUGAUUGCAUUGAACAAAUCUAAGACGGCAUGAUAGACGCUUAUGGGCUUCCUCAUCGAAGGCCGACGGCGGCGAAGGCGUACGAGUAGUGAUAGACGUUAGACCCUGGGUAGAUACAUUAGGAUUUGCACUUUGACGCUGGACCUGUACUGGCAUUGUACUCGUGUUUUGUAAGGAGUUCACCUCGGUCUUGCAAUAGAUGUAGAGGCUAUGGAACAUACAAUCAGCGAC
This is a messenger RNA of Fimicolochytrium jonesii, 1181 nucleotides long. RefSeq names its product ceramidase-domain-containing protein. Lineage: Eukaryota; Fungi; Chytridiomycota; Chytridiomycetes; Spizellomycetales; Powellomycetaceae. The transcript has a single exon. Gene Ontology annotation, cellular component: endoplasmic reticulum membrane. The record is from RefSeq and is a predicted model, not a curated record. Bases 30 to 983 code for a protein of 317 amino acids. Gene Ontology annotation, biological process: ceramide catabolic process; ceramide biosynthetic process.